UCUACCCUCGAAACCUUCAAAUAUCCACCCUCUGAACACAACACACGAACCGCUGCAAAGGUCGCGCUUCCAUUAGGGACGCCCUCUUCUUCCUUCCGAGUCGUGUGAACAGCUCUUCAUCGAAAGGAACAACGCUUUUUGGCUCGAGCUAUCAGGCCAAGACCGACCGCAAACACCUGGUACUGCACAUACUUCUGAGCAACGGCUCCGCACAAAAACAAUGAAGGCGACCAAGACACCAGCAGUAGCCGCAACAGCAGUACUCGCCGCAGUACUCGGAAGCACACACCACUGCGCACAAGCUUUUCUGGUGAGCGCUCCCGUAAGGAGCGGCGGCAGCAGCAGCAGCAGCAGCACCUCCUUGCCGACUCGAUCAUCAUGGACAUCACAAGCGGCACUGGAGCAGCAGCAGCGGCGGCGCGAGGGCUUGACCGGGUUGUCGAUGGUGUCGGCCACGUUCGGGGAGAAGAUAAACACCGACCGCAUCGUGAUAGACAAGACGGCGAGGGAGGCGGUGCAGGAGCUGUACCCAGAGGCUUGCGCGAAGCACCCCAGGUUCCUUGAUGAGAUUGGACACGGCGAGACGAGGACAUUCACCGAGGAGGAGCUUAGGAAGCGACUCGAGGUGGCCCACGUGUUCGUAAGCCUUGCCAACCUGGUGCUGCUGUCCCGCGGCAAGAACGUCCUCGCAGAGGACUUCAAAUACUACUCCCCCGGCACGGGCCGCCUUGACCGCGACAGCUUUCUCCGGCUGACCAAGACUCUGGACGUGGCCUUCUCAACCUUCCGGGUCGUGCCUACCGAACUUGUUGUCUACAAGGACGGGACGGUAACCUACCGGCGCACGUUCAGGGCUGUGCACGACGGCUACCUCACCGUUGGCGACAAGACUUACCCCCCGAGCCAGACGAAGGUGAUCUCGGACGUGGAUCUGUGUGCAGUGUCCUUCGACGACAUGGGGGUCGUCCGUUCCUACGCGGACGGCCUCAUGGUGGAGGUCGUCCACGCCAUCGAGGACCCGGAUGCGGUGGCGGAGAUCGAGGAGAUCAAGAAGAGAGUGGUCAACCAACAGGCCAAGAUGAAAUCGCUUGAGGGGCAAGAGUCUUCGAUCGCGUACUCCAAGUGCAAGGCCGACAUCGACGUGAUGAAGUUGGACAUGGAAGCUCUCCUGGAGAGGGUCAACUCUGCACCCAACACCGAGGGGCUCGGCGGCAUCCCUGGGCUGUUCGCUGCGGUAGGGGCAGAGUUCCCCGAGGACCUGAAGAACUUGGAAGGCACGGACGCCGAGGGGGACAUCGAGGGCAUGCGUCUGGCGAGCUUCAGCUACCCCGUGGAGGUGAAGGACUACGAGGCCUUCGACACGGACGCUUUCACCGAAAUGAAGUAAAGAUGUGAUUUUGUUGAUAACACGCGUCUUUUUCGUCCUUUUGUUGUUGAUAAGGCCUUCGACAAGGACUGUUUCACCGAAAUGGAGUAGAGACACUCAAGUGUGGGUUGGUUGAGAACACGCGUCUUCCUAUUCUUUUCGAGUGUUGUUGACGCGAUUUGUUUUUCGAGAGGGGUGAGAAAAGCUUAAUCAUGGAGGCACGAGAGAGAGGAACAUCUGUCUAGUAGCUUAUUUCUUCGCCUUUGAUUGUUGACGAGGUCCUCUUUGAGGGGAAGCGGAAGAGUGUUCGCGGCGACACAAGGCAUCGAGAACAAUUCAAGUAGAGACGGGAUUGUUGGAAACGGGAAUGGUCAGAACACGAGCUCAACGCCCAAGUGUGGUCAGAGAAGCCGCAUCGACGCCCUGUUAUAAUAUACUGAAGGUGAACUGGUUUGUUGGUUAUGUUUAGUCGUUCGUGCAUGCGCGGGUCUUGAUGGGGCCAUCACUGGUUAGUGAGCUUAUCUUGUGUUGUAAUAGUGUUUUUUUUUGUCACCAUCGAGUUGUUCACCAAACGCAGCGCGCCGUUCAAAUAGCAGUGGAUGGGGGCUCUCGGAGUGGUCGGGAAGGAUAGGAGCUGAGUGCGCGCGGCGUUGAGUAUCUCCCCUUUUGAUCGAGUCUUUCUCGCCCGGACCUCGGAAUUUUCAACCACGAAUUUGAAGCGAACUAGAAACGUUUCCGUGUUGAGUUGGAAGUCUCGAGUUUUGUUCGAUAGUCAUGCGUGUAUGUAGGGCAAAAGACAGGUUUCUGGUUUUUUUUGCUCCUUUUCUUUUCGGCGGAAGCUCAAUCCGUCGCACCGCAGUUUGGCUACUGUAGAUGAAACCCUGGGUAAUUUUCUUGUUUCGACCCGUUAACAGUUUUGUAUUUCUCUCUCGCCCUACAGCAGUAGUCACAUCAACCACAGGCGCGCGGAGUUUGUACACGAAACCCCAUGAGCCAGUUAUCGAUGGGCGAGACUACUGUGUUGUCCUUGGGGAACUC
Ectocarpus sp. CCAP 1310/34 is the source of this 2404-nucleotide messenger RNA. The record is from the annotation of a GenBank genome assembly. Lineage: Eukaryota; Phaeophyceae; Ectocarpales; Ectocarpaceae.